UGGUAGAUUGAAAUUGUUUCAUAGUGUGACUGAGAUAUUUUCUGGGACCAAAUAUCCUACUGCUAAUCUUUACUUUCCUAAGAUAUGUGAGAUUAGAAUGGCUUUGAAGGGAUGGCUUAUUUGUGGAAUUGAUUAUAUUGAAGUUAUGGCAGCAAAAAUGUUAGAAAAAUUCAAUAAAUAUUGGUCUCAAAUUCAUGGUAUUAUGGGAGUGGCGAUUGUUUUAGAUCCUCGAUAUAAGCUCAAAUUAUUACAAUAUUAUUUUCCUCUUAUCUAUGGUGAUAUUAGAUCAAUUGAGGAGAUUGAUAAGAUUCAAAAGCAUUGUUAUGAUUUGCUAGCUGAGUAUUCAUCUAAAUCCAAGAUGUCAUGGUAUAAUGGGUUUGAUUCUCAGAGUUCAAAUGACAUAUUUUCACAGUCUUCGGUUCUUGAUGUUGAGGAAGUUGAUCCUAUGAGCAAAUAUGACUUGUUUGUUGCAUCUGAAUCUAAUAAUGAGAAUGUUAAGACUGAGUUAGAUCAUUAUUUGGAAGAACGAGUGAUACCCAGAAAAGUUGAUUUUGAUAUAUUGAGCUGGUGGAAAAAUGCACAUAAAUACCCUACUUUGCAAAUGAUUGCUAGAGAUAUUUUGGCUAUUCCCGUGUCUACUGUAGCUUCAGAAUCAGCUUUUAGUACGAGUGGCAGGUUUGUAACUCCACAUCGCAGCAGACUUCAUCCAAACACAUUAGAAGCUUUAAUGUGUGCACAAAAUUGGCUAUGGGCUGAAAUAAAAGAUUCUUGUUCAACGGGCCAUUCUGACUGUUGCACAUUUUAUGAAGAAUAUGAUACAAAUGACAAGGUGAAUUUGCUUUUAAUUUAUUUUAUAUUAGACUGA
This is a messenger RNA of Mercurialis annua (annual mercury), 865 nucleotides long. RefSeq names its product zinc finger BED domain-containing protein DAYSLEEPER-like. Gene Ontology annotation, molecular function: protein dimerization activity; DNA binding. The coding region runs from base 98 to 865 and encodes 255 amino acids. NCBI's taxonomy places the organism in Eukaryota, Viridiplantae, Streptophyta, Magnoliopsida, Malpighiales, Euphorbiaceae. The transcript has 2 exons. The record is from RefSeq and is a predicted model, not a curated record.